Molecule: messenger RNA, 2994 nt
Organism: Closterium sp. NIES-65
Lineage: Eukaryota; Viridiplantae; Streptophyta; Zygnematophyceae; Desmidiales; Closteriaceae
Source: the annotation of a GenBank genome assembly
AUGUCAAUGUCAAUUCUGACAGCUGUUACCACUGCUGCCAAUGUCGUCUUCGAUGCUGAUGCGAGCGUUCUUGGCUGCGGAUGCACGCAUAAGCCGCCAGUACCGCACCUGCCGAACCUCCUUCCGGCGACGGAAACAGACAGAACCUCAUCAGCGAACGUGACAUCAUGUGCGAGUCGCGAAGCCCUAUCGCAGAACCUUUCAGUACAAGCAGCAGCAGCAGCGCCAAUAGCCGAACCUUGUUGUGUCGAGGCGCCUCAACCCCGGGCGUCAGACGUGGCAGGAAGCUUAUUCCAAUCUUCAGCUGCAGCUGCGACGUCGCCAUAUCAUCGUCGCCAGCAUCGCGCGGCGGUAGCCUUUGUUCGCGACUGCCUUUGGCAAGCGCUACAGGCGUGUUUGGAGCUCUGCUGGAUCGCUUUGGUCAUCGUCGUCUUCGUUAUAGGCUGCUCGCUCUCGCGUCGUAUCGAAUCCAUGCGCGCUUCUUGUAACAGGGCUGGACUACAAGUCGCUCUCAGCGAGGUGAGCCGAGGAGAGGUCGAAUUCGCCGCGCAUCCCGCCGUUCAGUACGCUGAGCCUCCCGCCGUGAUUCUCGGACCCCGUUCACCAAACAAGCUGGAGGGCGAUUCUCCGACAUCGUUGGAUUGUAGUUUAGGGCCAUCAUAUGCACUUGAUUUGAUACUCCCACACAUCUGGAGCCAGUCCGCUUUGCGCAGCAACAGCAUAUGCGACCACAUCCACGGCAACUGUAGCAGCAUUCGUGCGCCAGGUGUGCUGGAUAAUAAACGCAAUACUCGCAGGGAGAAUUCGCUUCCGAUGGUACGCGCCGCGUCUGCCGUGCGAGGGUUUUUGCAGACAGACUGUGACAGUCGCAUCCAGCGCAACCAGUGCAAAGAGGGGGAUGCUGACGCCAGCUCGUUGUAUGAAGGGAUGAACGGGCUCUCACACACAUUGGAGACCGAGGUGCUGCAUUAUCAGCAGGAAGCAACCCCGGGUGAUGACGAGGCGGCGCUGAUCGCGUUUAAACAGGCAAUCCAAGUGGACCAUCUCAACGUCCUCGAAUCCUGGACGUCCGAUCGCCCCGUGUGCUCCUGGGAGGGCGUCUCCUGCCGAAGCGCCGCUCCUCAGCGCGUAAUCGGCCUGACCAUCUCGCAGGGCUUCCUCGAAGGUUCGCUAACGCCGGAGAUCUCAAAACUAGACCAGCUGAGGAAGUUACACGUGGACGGCGGGAUGCUUAUGGGAAAGAUUCCGCCGCAGGUGGCGCAGCUCCGCUGGUUGACGAGCGUUGACUUGAGCAGCAACCACCUGACUGGCGAAAUCCCUCCCAGCUUCUCCCUCCUGAGCAACCUGCGCAAUCUCGCCCUCCGUUCGAACAAUUUCUCAGGGGCAAUCCCCCCGGGGAUAUUCCUCCUCCCGAAACUCGAGACGCUCGCCCUUGAUAUCAACAACCUGACGGGUGCGCUGCCCGACGGUCCCGGCAGCUACAGCCCGAGCCUCGUGUCCCUCAGCCUCGGCGUCAACUACCUCUCCGGACCUGUUCCCAAGGCUCUUGGCGACUUGCCGAACCUGGUUCAGCUCGACCUGCACCAGAACUCGUUUUCCGGACCUAUUCCGCCGGAGCUCGGCGCGCUUACGAAGCUGGAGUACCUCGAUAUAAGCAGUAACCAGCUCACUGGUGGUAUACCACAUGCGCUGGCAGGGCUGUCGUCGCUUCAGGCGGGUGUUUUCUCAAACAACCAGCUGAGUGGCGUGGUUUCGCAGCCUUUUCUGGUCGGAAUCGCGUCCACUAUAGACGUCCUCGAUGUAGGCAGGAACGCGUUUACAGGCUCGAUUUCGCGGUUUGCGUUGUUAACGAAUGCGGUGUACAUCGAGCUGAGUAACAACAAAUUUGUGGGGGGAAUCACGAAAGCGUUCGGCGCAAUGCCGAACCUGCAGCAGCUGGGGUUGUCCGAUAAUGAACUGACAGGUGGCAUUCCGGCGGGAAUUACGGAGUCGAGCAGCCUCGUCGUGUUCUCCGCGGAUCGCAAUAAGCUGAGAGGAAGCAUCCCCCCCUUCCGCUGCACCAACACCGGAUUCAUGGCUCUCACCGUGUCUGGAAACUCCUUCCAUGGAGGCAUCCCCCACAGCCUUGCCGGCUGCAACAGCAGCCUCUACGUGCUCGAUUCAAGCGCGCCAAACGUGUCUCGUAGAACCUGCAGAGAUUACCAUGCCAUCCAUAAACCAGCACCGACCGUUUUCCGCGGAUCUGUCUCAGCCACUCCCCUGACCUCCAUCUGCCUCCCCCGCUCUGCGUCUGUUGCUGCUUCCACCACUGCCAAGGCUGCUACCUCCACUGCCAAGGCUGCUGCCUCGGCCGUCGCCGAGCCUGCGCAGGAGCUUCGGGGUGCUGGACCAGUGGUGGUGGUUGAUAAUUAUGACAGCUUCACUUACAACCUCUGUCAGUACCUGGGCGACCUGGGGUGUGAGCACGUGGUGUAUCGUAACGAUGACAUCACCAUAGACGACCUGCAGAAAAUGGAUCCCAGGGGCGUGCUCAUCUCUCCAGGCCCUGGCACGCCAGACGACUCGGGCAUAUCGCUGGACGUGGUGCGGCGCCUGGGCCCCACUGUGCCCCUUUUUGGCGUCUGCAUGGGGCUGCAGUGCAUGGGGCAGGCGUAUGGAGGGCGCAUAGUGCGGGCGCCCGGGGGCGUGAUGCAUGGCAAGACGUCACCCGUGCUGCAUUCGAUGGCAGACAGUGACUCAGGGCUGCUGGCUGGACUUCCCAGCCCCUUCACUGCAUGCCGGUACCACAGUCUGGUGAUUGAAAAGGACACAUUCCCUGAAGACGAACUGGAGGUGACUGCUUGGACGGAGGAUGGGCUUGUCAUGGCCGUGCGACAUAAAAAGUACACCCAUGUGGAGGGAGUGCAGUUCCACCCAGAGAGCAUCAUCACGAGCAAUGGCAAGGAAAUAGUGGCCAACUUUCUCAAGACUAUGGAUCGCUACUGGGCACAGUAG